GAACACAACGAGCGGGUGUCCAACGACAACUCGUUCAAGGACAGGAUGUCCCGCAAGGAGGAGGGCGUGGCGUCUCAGCGGCAGGCCAUUGAGAUGGCCACCACCGUCGCGGCCCUGGCGUCCUCGAAGCGCAAACGCAGCCGAAAGGUUGCGGAGGAGGGCACCGCAGGGGAGCACCGAUACAACGCCCAG
Messenger RNA from Prorocentrum cordatum, 192 nucleotides. The record is from the annotation of a GenBank genome assembly. NCBI's taxonomy places the organism in Eukaryota, Dinophyceae, Prorocentrales, Prorocentraceae.